Messenger RNA from Cimex lectularius (bed bug), 2614 nucleotides. Its product is annotated as metabotropic glutamate receptor 2-like. The coding region runs from base 7 to 2205 and encodes 732 amino acids. NCBI's taxonomy places the organism in Eukaryota, Metazoa, Arthropoda, Insecta, Hemiptera, Cimicidae. The record is from RefSeq and is a predicted model, not a curated record. The transcript has 12 exons. Gene Ontology annotation, cellular component: membrane. Gene Ontology annotation, molecular function: adenylate cyclase inhibiting G protein-coupled glutamate receptor activity. Gene Ontology annotation, biological process: G protein-coupled receptor signaling pathway.
UCGUAUAUGUCAACAAGCCCGGAACUGAGCAACAAACAGCGCUUUGAAUAUUUUACGAGAACGAUACCAUCUGACCAUUACCAAGUCAAAGCUAUGGUUGAGAUCGUCAAAAAGUUCGGGUGGAGCUACGUUUCCAUAGUUUACGAAGAGUCCAACUACGGAAUAAAAGCAUUUGAAGAACUUGAGGUUCUUCUAAGCAAGAACGACAUCUGUAUUGCCGUGAAGGAGAAGCUUGUCAAGGACUCAGGCGUCGCGUCGGAAGCCGCUUACGACAAUAUAAUUUUACACCUUCAGACCAAACCUAGAGCACGGGGAGUGAUCAUCUUUGGCUCUGACCAGGAAGUGGCUGAAAUGAUGAGGGCGGUGAGACGUUGCAACGCGACCGGUAUAUUUUCCUGGAUCGGCUCAGACGGAUGGAGCGCCAGGGAUUUGGUCUCGAUUGGAAACGAACCAGAAGUCGAAGGGACACUUUCGGUCCAACCGCAGGCCAACCCCGUGAAAGGGUUCGAAGAGUAUUUUCUAAAUCUGACGGUUGAAAACAACAAGCGGAACCCAUGGUUCGUCGAGUUCUGGGAAGAUCAUUUUCAGUGCAAAUAUCCGAACAGUUCGUUCACUCCGUACAACACCAAGUACAAGAAGACAUGUACGACCAAGGAGCGUCUCACGAGGGAGAACACCACGUUCGAAAAUCAGCUUCAGUUCGUGUCCGACGCUGUUAUGGCGAUUUGCGUCGCACUCAGGAACAUGCACGCCGAGUUUUGCGGUAACACGCGCGACCUGUGCGAUAGGAUGAAACCGACCAAGGGUCACGAUCUGCUCCGAUAUCUGAAAAACGUCCAGUUUACAGGCCUGUCCGGUGAUGAAUUCCGGUUCGACGCCAACGGAGACGGCCCUGCCAGGUACAACAUUAUUCAUUUCAAACAAAACACACCUGGGAAUUAUCAAUGGGUCCCGGUCGGUGAAUACGUCGAAGGAGAGCUGAGAAUGAACGAAACUGAAAUUCAAUUUAAACUUGGGCACUCUUCUGUUUUACCGGAGUCCGUUUGUUCACUGCCUUGCGAAGUUGGACAGGCGAAAACGUACGUCGAAGGCGAAAGCUGCUGCUGGCACUGCUUCAACUGCAGCCAAUAUCAGAUAAGAGACCCGGUCGACGAGACGAAGUGCAUAGUCUGCGAUCUGGGCAAGAUCCCAGAUUCGACUCACCAGAAAUGCCUGGAUAUCCCUGAGGAAUUCUUGAAGGCGGAUUCACCUUGGGCAAUCGGGGCGAUGACUUUCUCGGCGACUAUGAUCGUCGUCACUCUGCUGAUAUUUGCGGUUUUCCUGAGGCACAACGAUACUCCGGUCGUCAAAGCGGCAGGGCGAGAGCUGACCUACGUCCUCCUCACAGGCAUUCUGCUGUGUUUCCUCAUGACUUUCAUACUAGUCCUCAAACCGACAGACGUCGUCUGCGCUUUCCAAAGGUUUGGCGCUGGGUUUUGCUUUGCCGUCGUUUACGCCGCACUGCUCACAAAAACGAACAGGAUUUCGAGGAUCUUCAACGCAAGCAAACGAACGGCCAAAAGACCCAACUUCAUCACACCUCGUUCUCAGCUGAUCAUCUGCUCCGGCCUUGUAUCAGUUCAGGUGUUGGUCAAUGUUGUUUGGAUGUUGGUUUCUCCGCCGAAGGCCAUCCAUCAUUAUCCGACGAGGGAGGACAACCUGCUCGUCUGUUCGUCCUACGUCGACGCGUCUUACAUGAUCGCCUUCGGCUACCCCAUCUUCCUCAUAGUCGUAUGCACCGUGUACGCGGUCCUCACGAGGAACAUCCCCGAGGCCUUCAACGAAUCCAAGCACAUAGGAUUCACCAUGUACACGGCGUGCGUGAUCUGGCUCGCUUUCGUCCCCUUGUACUUCGCGACGGUGAACCACAUACCGAUGAGGAUCAUAAGCAUGUCGGUCGCCAUCAGCUUGUCGGCUUGCGUUACCAUCUUCUGCUUAUUUUCACCAAAGUUAUACAUCAUAAUCAUAAGGCCAGAAAGGAACGUGAGGCAGAGCAUGAUGCCUAACUACAAGCAGUGCGUAAACAAAACUAGCUCAACUGGAAAUAAGUCAUCAAAUAUCCCUAGUUCUACGAAACCUGAGAGCAAAGACGUGCCCAAGUUGGAAAAUAGGGAAACUCAGACGGAAUGCGACGGAGAGAAAAUCGCCGGGGAGAAUAAAAAAUAGCGGACGGGUGGAAAACAUAACUUGAACGGUACCAAAUCUGCCCCCGUCUGAGACUCCCACAAUGGGGGUGAUCCUCGCAUCUCCGGGCGGUCUCGGAUUGCGAUAAAAUGGGAAACAGGGCCAAAACCCCUCCGGGGGACGAUAUGAACCGGCCCGAUACUUCCAGGCCGCCGUAACUUACACAGGGUAAAAUUGUUCGAUGUGUUGUAAAAGUCGGAGUUGCUCAUUUUUCGCCAGACUCGAUUUUUAUUUGACUUCGACGGCGCGGCGUCAUAUUUGAUAUAGCUAACAAUUUUAACUUUCAUGAGAACAAAACUUUUAGACAUGGCAAUACACCCUCAAAAUUAUAUUCUUCGGAUUUUUCCCCCUUAAGCUUAAUGAAAAUUUAUUGCAUCUUGUUUAAAAAUAG